CUGUAUCUCUAAAAACUAAAGAGAAUUUCCAAUGGAGAGCCUACUUUCAUGGCCCCUCAGAUUCCCUUUCUCUCUCUUCCAACUCUACACGGCCCCUCCUCCUACUCGCAAUAAUAUAAUUUAAUUCUCAAUCCCUAAAAGACUCAAUUAAAUCCUGUCUUCCAAAUCACCACGCCAUAUAUUUAAUAUCAUCUAACCAAGCCACCAUCAUGUCCACUUCUUCUCUCUCUAUAAAUCCUGCUCUCUCUCCUUUAUUCUCAGCAUCUGCUUCUUCUUGUUCCUCAUCUUAUAAAGUUUCUGGCUUUUAUAGAGAAACAAAACCCAUAAGUAUAAUUUGUGGUAAAGCUCGAUCUUUGGAGUGCAAUCUGCUUAAAAGUAGUAGAAGGUUGAGAAUAUUUAAAUCUAGACAAAGACUCUUUAUUGCAGCUACCAAUAGAGACAAGAUGACUCUUACAGAGUACAGAGAAGAGGAAGAAGAAGAGAACCCUCCUCCUUUGCUUGAAUCUGAGAUGAAUUCUAGACCUAGGAGGAUUGCUCUCUUUGUUGAGCCUUCUCCCUUCGCUUAUGUCUCCGGAUAUAAGAACAGGUUCCAGAAUUUCAUUAAAUAUCUACGUGAAAUGGGGGAUGAGGUGAUGGUUGUGACAACACAUGAAGGAGUGCCGGAUGAAUUUUAUGGAGCAAAAUUGAUCGGCUCGCGCAGCUUCCCGUGUCCCUGGUACCAAAAGGUACCCCUAUCUCUGGCCCUCAGCCCAAGAAUAAUCUCAGCAGUUGCCGAAUUCAAGCCUGACAUUAUACAUGCAUCAUCUCCUGGUAUUAUGGUCUUUGGUGCUCUCAUUAUUGCAAAAUUACUGUCUGUGCCAAUAGUGAUGUCAUAUCACACCCAUGUUCCUGUAUACAUACCGAGAUACACCUUCAGUUGGCUGGUCCAACCGAUGUGGAUGGUUAUAAAAUUUCUUCAUCGAGCUGCUGAUCUUACACUAGUGCCUUCUGCUGCCAUUGGGAAGGAUCUUGAAGCUGCUAGGGUGACAGCAGCUAACAGGAUACGUCUAUGGAAUAAGGGUGUUGAUUCUGAAAGCUUCCAUCCCCAUUUUAGAUCCCAUGAAAUGCGAGUAAGAUUAAGCAAUGGAGAACCCGACAGACCAUUGAUAGUCCACGUAGGGCGGCUUGGAGUUGAGAAGAGCUUGGAAUUCCUCAAAAGUGUCAUGGAUAGGCUUCCAGAAGCUCGGAUUGCUUUUAUUGGGGAUGGUCCGUAUAGAGAGGAACUGGAGAGGAUGUUCUCUGGCAUGCCUGCAGUAUUCACAGGAAUGUUACAAGGAGAGGAGCUAUCACAGGCAUAUGCUAGCGGAGAUGUUUUUGUUAUGCCUUCAGAAUCCGAGACACUUGGACUUGUCGUUUUGGAGGCCAUGUCAUCAGGACUUCCCGUGGUGGCCGCUCGUGCUGGAGGAAUCCCUGAUAUCAUUCCUGAAGAACAGCAGGGUAAAACUGGUUAUUUGUUCAUUCCUGGAGACCUCGACGACUGCUUGAACAAACUGAAACCCCUUUUGCACGAUCAAGAACUUCGAGAAACUAUUGGGAAAGCAGCACGUGUUGAAAUGGAGAAGUAUGAUUGGAGGGCAGCCACACGGAAGAUACGUAACGAACAAUAUAAUGCUGCGAUUUGGUUCUGGCGUAAGAAGAGAGCCCAGUUCUUACGGCCAUUCCAGUGGUUUUUUAAGCGCAUGUUCCAGCCUCAGGCCCGUGCAAUUGAAUUAUAAGUGAUUCAUUCUAUUUGCUGGAUAGUGAAAAUCAUAUAAUUGGAUUGUCUGAAAAACAGGUAUCUGGAUUGUACCAUAUUUGACCUUGAAGAAUGGUCGGCCAUUGUCUUAUUGAUACAUUGGAUUGAUUUAGAUGUAAUUUCAGAGUGUAAUUUAACGGGGAAAAAAAAGAUUAAAAAAAAAAGAAAAAGUUGCUAGCUUGGUUGUGCUGUUUCUUCUAUAUACUUGAAUUGUUCUGCCUUUUGUACUUGGUGAAAUCAACUUAUAUAUAAAGUUUCUUUGUAAAGAGGUCUGAUUCUUCAUUUA
Olea europaea var. sylvestris is the source of this 2060-nucleotide messenger RNA. RefSeq names its product sulfoquinovosyl transferase SQD2-like. Gene Ontology annotation, molecular function: UDP-sulfoquinovose:DAG sulfoquinovosyltransferase activity. Gene Ontology annotation, cellular component: chloroplast envelope. The transcript has 11 exons. Gene Ontology annotation, biological process: glycolipid biosynthetic process; sulfolipid biosynthetic process. NCBI's taxonomy places the organism in Eukaryota, Viridiplantae, Streptophyta, Magnoliopsida, Lamiales, Oleaceae. Bases 210 to 1754 code for a protein of 514 amino acids. The record is from RefSeq and is a predicted model, not a curated record.